Raphanus sativus (radish) is the source of this 2556-nucleotide messenger RNA. RefSeq lists its product as uncharacterized. Bases 100 to 2556 code for a protein of 818 amino acids. NCBI's taxonomy places the organism in Eukaryota, Viridiplantae, Streptophyta, Magnoliopsida, Brassicales, Brassicaceae. Gene Ontology annotation, cellular component: nucleus. Gene Ontology annotation, molecular function: deSUMOylase activity. Gene Ontology annotation, biological process: protein desumoylation. The record is from RefSeq and is a predicted model, not a curated record. The transcript is spliced from 5 exons.
UCGUCUACUAAGUCGUCUGGAGUAACAAUUAAGGCGUGAUUGAUUUAGCUUGUGUUCUGACUUCUAUUGUUGUCUUUGAUUAUUUUGCAGACAAAAAGGAUGGAUAUUGCAGAACUCCCCCGUAGGUUAUACACAUUAGGGGAAGAGCCAGAACCCCACAAUAGCAUUUCGUAUCAUACGGAUAACAAGAAGUUGCAUACUGCUCUUAGGGAAGCUCUCACUGAUGCUGAAUUUGAAGAGCUCAAGGAGUCGAGAUUGGGAGUUUUCAUCAAGUUCAAGGAGCAUGGAUUUGGUUGGGCUUCAAGGCUGGUUCACUACUUGCUCUGUUUAAAGGUGGACAUUAAGAAGAAGUACGAGAUGUGGUGUCUCGUUGGUCCAGAACCUGCGAGGUUUUCACUGUUAGAGUUUGAAAACAUCACUAGUCUAAACUGCGAGUACAUCGAGGACCUUGAGACACCAGAAUGUGAAGUUACCCCAGAGAUGGUUUCUUUCUGGGGGAUGAUGGGAGUUCAUCUGGAAGCUGGGCCAACUACUGAUCAGAUAAUAGCAACACUGAAGAGAUGCGGGGAUUGGUCCAGGGAAGAUCGCAAGCGACUCGCGUACCUUUCCAUCUUCACUGGAUUCAUUGAAGGGAGAAAGUUUUCAACCGCUACACGAGCUACUCUGGCAAGGCUAGUGAUGGAUUUAGAACGGUUUGAGAAUUAUCCAUGGGGGAGAGUCGCGUUUAAGGUGCUGAUGGACUCUUUGUGGAACAAAGAUAUUACUGGCUGUUACACCGUGGAUGGGUUUAUACAAGUUCUUCAGGUCUGGGCGUACACAGCUAUUCCGGGAUUGGGUGCUAGUAUUGGUAGUCCCAGAGCAAACAGUCCGUCUCCACCGAUUCUGGCUUACGAGGGCAGCAGAGGCCGCAGAUUCAUGAAAGCUGCUAUCUUGAGUCAGACCCGCGUGAUCAACUUUGUUGAGAAGGACAUUAGUGAAAUGUGGCCAAAAUGGGACUCUGAGGUUGAGGACGUGCCCGCGGAGAACAUCAUUAAAGUCAUGUAUGAUCGGAGACCGUGGAAGUGGACCAUGGAUUGCUGGGAAGUCACUGGUACAAAACCUAAGUUUGUGACUCCAUCGAAAAGAGCCAAAGAGAUGGUUGUGGUGGAGGUGGAGGAGGAGGAGGAAGACAAUCAGAGACCUCGGAAGAAAGCUCGUAAAGAGGCUCCUAAAGAGGCUCCUAAAGAGGCUAGAGAAAUCCUCUCCCAACAAGAAUUAAGUCGUCCAGGGUCUUCUAGUUGUCCAGACAACUUUUAUUUAAGUCGUCCAGGGUCAACUAGUCGUCCAGACAACUUUUAUUUAAGUCGUCCAGGGUUAACUUGUGUGCAACUUUUAUUGCAGAGAUUGUUGCCGGAGGAUACAGCAGAUGAGGCGAUCUCGGUAUAUAAGAUCUUGCCGGAGGAUAAAGCAGAUGGUGUCACCUCCAAAGAGAUUGUUCCUCUCACUUCCACUGACCAACCGAGCUUCGCUUCCAACGAUCAACAACCGAGCUUCGCUUCCACCGAUCCAAGCAUUCCAGUUUCAGAACCGAGCCUGGUUGUAUUGGACAAAACAGCUCCCACUGCUUCUGUGCGUGCAAGGAGUGAACGAACGAAGAAACCUGCUCCCACGCAGAUAUCUCCUUAUACGGCAGAGAGAAGGAAACUCCUUAGAGUGGGAAAGUAUAAUCCAUUUCCCACACUAAACAGACCUAAGAUGAAGGAGCUCACUGAUUGGUUGAAAACUGAUCCUGAUUAUUUCACUAAGCAAGAGGAGAAACCACGUACAUCACCAACUUGGUGGUAUCAAAAACUCCGGACACCCAAAGCAUGGCUGGAAGACGUACAUAUAGAUGCUUGGAUGAAUGUGCUGAGGCAGAGGUAUCAGGAGAAUCCACAAGCUUUCCGGAGCGAGCGAAUGUGCUUCCUGGAUCACAACCUUUCCCAGUCUUGGAGAGACCAGUAUCUGUUCUUCAAAGCAUCGGCACCUGAUCACAAAGGUUUAGGAAGAAUGCUACCUAGUGGGGCGGCGAGUUUGUAUGACGGAUCAAUGCCUUCAUUUUGCCAAUCAAACAAGAAGUGGGGGGAGGACAUUGAUGAUAUCUAUGCGCCAGUGAACUUGGACAACAAACAUUGGGUUGCUAUUUGGAUAUCGAUCCCUAAGAGGCAUAUAGUCGUCUGGGACAGCAUACCUUCAUCUAGCAUACCAGAAGCAUGGGAUGAGAUAAUGGAGCCUUUUCUCGAGAUGAUCCCUUAUCUGCUUGUUGAGUGCGGAGACCAGAAGCAUGGGUUGGAGCGAUACACAUAUGAGAGACUGCUGAAAGAUGUACCCACGGCAAACAAUGGUGAUUGUGGCGUGUACGCUGUAAAGUAUAUUGAAUGUCAUGCCCUUGGGGUCCCCUUUAGCCCUAAAGACUUUGCUAGGUCCAAUGCGAAGACUAUGAGGGAUAAUAUGGCUGUGGUUAUAUGGACGGAGCUUGUUGAUCAGCAUUUGAAAGAUAAUGAGGAUGGUGGUAUGUUCGUGGGCAUGUAUGAUUAA